Messenger RNA from Culicoides brevitarsis, 934 nucleotides. RefSeq lists its product as uncharacterized. NCBI's taxonomy places the organism in Eukaryota, Metazoa, Arthropoda, Insecta, Diptera, Ceratopogonidae. The transcript has 2 exons. The record is from RefSeq and is a predicted model, not a curated record. The coding region runs from base 205 to 933 and encodes 242 amino acids.
ACGUUCAAACAAUUUUCAAAAAACGGCUGCUUAUCUCUCACUGAAAACACAAAAAAAAGUUUGAAAGCAAAUAAAUAGACACAACGAUAUACUGCAGUGUUGUCUCUGCGAUUGCUGAACAUGAUACGUUGACAUCAGUUGCAUUUUGGAUUUGUGCAGAGAACGAACAAGAGUCAAGAUCCCCUUAAAGAUAUUUUUUUGAAAAUGUCUUCAAACUUUUUGGAUAUUCCUGGGAGAAAGCCUCCAUUACCGGACACAACUUCAUCAUUUGAAGACGAUGACCACAGCUUUAUUAUUCUCGGAUCAUCAGAAAGUCACUCAUUUACAUCGAUCGACCGUGAAAUUGAAUUACUUCAAGACCCAUUGAGAAGUUCAUCACCUAUUAUGGAAGGUUUGACUGAUGAACAGGAUUUGGAAACUUUGAUCAAUAGCGAACUGGAUCAAAGUGAUUACUGUUCAAUACCGGAAAUUUGUGAGAGUCUCAUAGCAACAAUAAAACCAGGCAUGGUGAUUGCCACAGAUGACAGUAGAACAAUGUUGAAGGAAAGUUUAGAGGAAAUUAUUACGCGAUCAGAACAGUGGAAAGAACACCUGGUCUUCACACGAAAGCUGUUAACCACACAUCAUAGGCUAAGAACCGAGCUAUUGGAAAUGGCGAAAGAAGUUGUCAAAAUGAAAGAGAUCGUUGAUCGAUUGCAAGAGGAGAAGCAAGAAAUGUCAGAAACGCUUGAACGCGAAACCAGAAAGAAAUCUCAGUUGUUAAAAAAGUUUAAAAAUAUUCGAGAGACUGAAUCACAAAAGACUGAAGGAGUCUUGAUGAACUCCAGUGAUAAAUCUAAGAGUAUCUGGAUACGUGUUUUAGUGGUUUUGUUAAGUCUUUUUGUUUUAGUGGUCUCUUUAUGUGGUCUCUUUAUGAAAAUAAAAGGUGUAUGAC